AUGGCGUCCCCCGCUGCAACCCGUCCUCUCCCCACCCCCCCCUCCCCGGGCUGCAAAGCGCCUCCGCGACCGAGGGCACCCAGCGGAAGGAGGAGAGGGAAGGGUCAACUCAGAGUGACCGGGGAGGAGGAGGGGAGGAUAUCCACAGGAAGGAAGGGAGGAGGAGGAUUUGGGUACAAUUCCAUCUUUGUCGUGGUCCCUUGCUGCGUCUGAUAUUCCUCCACUGGAAACGGAGGAUGCUGAUAGAAGAAUCUGAGGGUUUUCUCGCUUUUCCGUGUGGAGUUCGCUAGCCUUUAUGGAGAUCAGAAGGGAGUUCUUCCUUGCUCUCUUACUCGGGGCUACUGUUCUCCGGCGUUGACAGGGAAAGCUGUCUCGUGGUUGGUCUGGUGAUUUCAGCGGACGUCGAUUUGAGAUUUCAGGGGUGAGUACGCUUCUCGAUUCUGAUUUCGGAAGAUGUCCGCCAGUGCAGAUGAGAGGAGGGAGUGAUUCGAAGUCGGAGGGAGAUUUCCAGAUCUGGCGGCGCGUCCCCCGUAGAUCUGGGGAUAAUCUGGGGAUAAUCUGUGGGAGGAGGUGUGAAGGGGAUUGGAGGAUCCGAUCGGGGAUGGAUUUGGACGAUUUCAACGCGGUGAUGAGGAGACUGGAUGUGGAUCUGUGGACUCUGAUUGACACUGCCAUCUCCGUGGCCGCCAGAGACCACGGGAAGGAACUCAGGUCCCGAAGGGAUGGCAUCGUGGAGCAGCUCUACGCUCCGGUCGUCCCCCGGUACCGGAACGGCGACUGGGAUGACGGCCAAGGGGGUUCUUCCACAGCGAAGUCAGGGGAGAAGGAGCGAAUCCAGUCGAGAGGAGCCGAUGAGAAGGGAAAGCUCCCGAACGAGGAGAGAACCCAGCGGGGUUCUCCGCCGGUGACGCCGUCACCAGACAGCGAAGAAGACUACGAAGAAGAAGCUGACGAAGAAGAAGAAGAAGAAGCUGAAGCAGAGGAAGAAGACGAUCGGGAUCGGAUGCGCAACGGCCGUCCGGCCGAGGAUGAGGAGAGUAAGAUCCUCGCGAUCAAAGAGCACCUCGACGAUCCCGAUCAGGUCAAUCUCUUAUCGUGUUGAUCUCCAUGAAUUCCUGUACCCCUCGUCUUCUGCUGUACAAACUUCUCAUUUCUUCCGGGAUUGUUCCACAGCAGUCCGAGGACUCCCUGAUUCAGAUGCUCCAAACUCUCGCAGACAUGGACAUACAAUUCAAGGCUCUCAAGGUAGUGGCUCGGCAUUAACCCGCAACCUUCCUCCUAUCCGCAGGGAAGACCGUCGCCUGAUUUUUCCAUUCGGAGUUUCAUCUUUGCGCUCUGUGAAAUCUCAGGCGACCGAUAUUGGGAGGCAGGUGAAUGGCCUCCGGAAGCACUCCUCCACCGAAGUUCGGAGACUGGUGAAGCAUCUCGUGAGGUGAGGAUGUCUCCUCGAAUGCUCCCUCUUCAUCCUCGGAAGAAACAUCUGAUGCAACUCUCGUGAGCAGGAAGUGGAAGGAUAUGGUGGACGACUGGGUCAAGAAAAACUCUCUCGAGACUGCGCACCCCUCCGUCAUCGGUAGGCUUCUCCCUUCAGAUCAUCCAAAUACUAGGAGAGGAGAGAGAGAGAGAUCUUCUGCUGCUCUUCGAUGCUAUCUGUUGGUACUAUCUCGGAAUUGGUUGAAAUGGCAGAUGACGGUGACCCCCCGGAGCAGAUUCAAGCAAAGAUCGGUCAGAAUAAAAACCAGGUAA
Messenger RNA from Spirodela intermedia, 1746 nucleotides. The record is from the annotation of a GenBank genome assembly. Lineage: Eukaryota; Viridiplantae; Streptophyta; Magnoliopsida; Alismatales; Araceae.